Molecule: messenger RNA, 1791 nt
Organism: Quercus lobata
Lineage: Eukaryota; Viridiplantae; Streptophyta; Magnoliopsida; Fagales; Fagaceae
Product: elongation factor 1-gamma 2-like
Exons: 7
Coding region: 160-1410 (416 amino acids)
Biological process (GO): translational elongation
Molecular function (GO): translation elongation factor activity; glutathione transferase activity
Source: RefSeq, a predicted model, not a curated record
ACCAAUCACCGUCCUUAUAUUUCCCUCCACAAACCCUAAACCCCUCUUUUUCUCUCUCCCUGUGUACUCCCAUUCAGCGCCUCAAAACUCAGACCCAUCUCUCUCUCUCUCUCUCUCUCUGUCUUAUUGCCUCAAAGAGUGCAGAGUCUCUUUGAAGCCAUGGCUUUGGUCCUGCAUGCGGGGUGCACCAACAAGAAUGCUUUUAAGGCACUUAUUGCUGCGGAGUACAGUGGAGUUGAAGUUGAAUUGGUGAAGGAAUUUGAAAUGGGUGUGUCAAACAAAACUUCUGAGUUUCUCAAGAUGAACCCAAUUGGAAAGGUUCCUGUGCUCGAGACACCUGAUGGUCCUGUAUUUGAGAGUAAUGCCAUUGCACGCUAUGUGACACGCGUGAAGGCUGAUAAUCCUCUCUAUGGCUCUUCACUGAUUGAAUAUGCCCAUAUUGAACAGUGGAUUGAUUUUGCUUCAAUGGAAAUUGAUGCUAACAUAUCGCGCUGGUUAUACCCACGAUGCGGUUUUAUGGUUUACCUUCCACCGGCUGAAGAAGCUGCAAUUGCUGCACUGAAGAGAGCACUAGAUGCUUUGAAUGCGCAUCUUGCUUCCAACACUUACCUUGUUGGGCAUUCUGUGACACUGGCUGAUAUCAUUAUGACUUGUAACUUGUAUACCGGAUUUGGCCGGAUCUUGACUAAGAGUUUUACCUCUGAAUUCCCUCAUGUAGAGAGGUACUUUUGGACCUUAGUUAAUCAGCCAAAUUUCCAGAAGAUAUUAGGUGAGGUGAAGCAAGUUGAAUCUAUUCCACCUGUUCAGUCCACAAAGAAGCCUUCACAGCCAAAAGAACCUGCAAAACCUAAGGAGGUCAAGAAAGAAGCAGCACCACCUAAAGCAGAAGAGGCUGCUGAGGAGGAAGAGGCACCCAAGCCCAAAGCAAAGAAUCCUCUUGAUCUUUUGCCCCCUAGCAAGAUGAUUCUGGAUGAAUGGAAAAGGCUGUACUCAAACACAAAAACUAAUUUCCGUGAGGUUGCAAUUAAAGGGUUUUGGGACAUGUUUGAUCCUGAAGGCUACUCCCUUUGGUUCUGUGAUUACAAGUAUAAUGAUGAGAAUACUGUAUCGUUUGUUACUUUGAACAAGGUGGGGGGUUUCCUGCAACGUAUGGAUUUGGCUCGUAAGUAUGCAUUUGGGAAGAUGCUGAUUAUUGGCUCAGAGCCUCCAUUCAAGGUGCAAGGGUUGUGGCUCUUCCGUGGAACAGAAAUUCCUCAAUUCAUUAUUGAUGAGUGUUAUGAUAUGGAAUUGUACGAAUGGAAGAAGGUUGACAUUAAUGACGAAGCCCAGAAGGAGCGUGUCAGUCAAAUGAUUGAAGAUUGUGAGCCUUUUGAGGGGGAGGCUUUACUGGAUGCCAAGUGCUUCAAGUGAUAAGGAUAUACUACUGAGAAGUAGAUCAAUUGUUAUAGGGUCCUCUUUAUGACAAGCUUCAAUUCAAAUUUUCUAGGUUUUUGCUCCAGACAAAAUUGGUUCUUUUCUCAUAUUUUUGCAGUAGUAGUUAAAUGACACUGGUAUCAUCUUAUGUUUUUUGGUCUCAAGACAAUGUGGUGGGAUAUCGAUAGACACAUUGAAUUAUAUUAGGUAAUGGUGUUAGCUCAUUGUAAUAAGCUUAAAAGCAUUAAUGGUAACCUUCUGAUCAGAGCACACUGAUCCAAGAGGUCUUACCAGUUCAACUCCAAUUUUAUGGGACUAGCACAACACCCGUAUUCUUUCUAAUUCUAGCUUUUGAAGUUAUACUGCUUUUUUACAUUU